CAAAAAACAGAAAAACUGAUGAAUUGUCCACUUUGCGCUGCAGCCUGCCAUCCUACUCUGAAGAGCCGAUUGGCGAUUGCCGUGCAUGAGCAGAAGCCAUGGCAGCAUUGCUGAAAUCUGAUCCAGCGAUCUAUGGGGCCCUUAUUCUGAUCCUUGUCUUCGGUGCUGUGAUUGGGCCUGUGAAUGCCCAAUUUCCAGUCCCUCGGCGGUACGAUGGCUUCCUCUAUGGGAAGGGGGGCAAUGAUGCAAUUGUGAUCGAGGCUUUUCUGGACAUCAUGUGUCCCAGCUGCCGCGCCUCUUGGCCCGUUCUGAAGAACGUUUCAACGUACUAUGGGGACGACAAGGUCGACAUCAUCAUCCAUCCUUUCUCCAACCCCUUCCACCACUACUCCUUCCACGCCGCGCGCGGCAUGCACGCUGUAGCCGCCCUCAACUCGUCGCUCCCGAUCGCGUGGAUGGAGGCCGUAUUCGAGCGUCAGGAGCGGUUCGACAACAACGCGACGGCGCUCGAAACGCCCGCUUCGACCCUCGAACGCUUCUCCGACAUCGCGCCAAAGAUCGGCCUCUCGGGGACUUCGUUUCUGCAUGCGUUCGACAGGGAGGAUGUCGACCUUGCAGCGCGUGUCUCAUUCAAGUACGGUUGCGCUCGGAGCGUCGUGUGGACUCCGACCCAUCUCGUUAACGGCGCUCCUCUUGGAGCCACCAACAACUGGGACCUAGACGCCUGGAAGCGGCUGCUAGAUCCGCUUUUUGCAAAGGACUCAAAACGCGCGCGCGCGUCUGUGGCAAUCGUGUAAGACAGCGGCGGCUUAGUAUAGUGCGAUCUGAGGAGCUGGCGACUGCGAGUGUAAACGGUGAAACUCGGUUAAGGCUUAGAGGUUAGCUAGAUUUGGCGGACUCUACUGUACAACUGGCAAGCGGGCAAGGGGUUGACCAUUGCCGCUGGAGCAACCGUUGCACGAAAACCUGACGAGCUAACAACCUUCCUUGUCGGAUAUACCAGACUAGGGGCCGCUUUUGCAACAUGAUACAACCCUAGCCAUUGCAAGUCGAUCUUGAGAGCUUUUCCUUAGGGGUCACACGAACUGCUAAAGUUUGCAAGGAGACAUUUUCGGGUAGUUGCUAAUCAGGUCGGUUUGUCGACCCGCUUUUAGGUUUGUUGGGCGUACAGAGUGUAAAUACCAAGUUGCUGAAGAGAAUUGUACAGCUGUUAAAGCCUUCUGUGCCGCGGUGCAUCGGGCCGUUCUUUUGGACUUUUGAGCGUAGUUUUGUCUGGAUUGUGAUGAACUUGACAUGUCAGGUAUGGUGAGGAUGCGGCGAGAUUUGAGGUCCGGUAGGUCCGAAUGGUCCGGUAGGUCGGUGGGUACGAACGGUCCGACCAUGGGACAAGGGACCACACGGUUGAUUUGUUAUUCUAGCUGCAGGUUCUCUAGCUCGGGCCUUUCCAUGGACCUUGAGUUCGGACGGUCAAGGAGACAUUUGAUUGAACUUAUCAAACGUGCCAGACCAAAGCGGCGCGAUGAGUCUUCGG
Molecule: messenger RNA, 1531 nt
Organism: Klebsormidium nitens
Lineage: Eukaryota; Viridiplantae; Streptophyta; Klebsormidiophyceae; Klebsormidiales; Klebsormidiaceae
Source: the annotation of a GenBank genome assembly